AUGUCCAUAGAUACGUCAACUCUUUUUGCUAUUGGUAGUAUUAGUAUUCUUUCUAUUGUUAUUUUUAUUUUAUAUAAAAAUAAAAAUCAAUGGAAUAAUGCUGAAGAAGAUAAACGAGAAAAUGUGAUUAUUACAUUAAAAAAUCCAGAUAUAAAAUAUAAAUUUCCAUUGGUUUAUAAAGAAAAUCUCUCUCAUGAUACAUGUCGUUUUCGUUUUCAACUUCCAUCAUCAAAACAUGUACUUGGUUUACCUAUUGGUCAACAUAUUUAUUUAACAGCACAUAUUAAUGGUGAACUUGUUAAAAGACCAUAUACACCCGUAACAUCAGAUGAUAAUCAAGGUUAUUUUGAUCUUCAUAGUGGUUUAUUUGAUAUUCGUUCACGUAAACCUGAAUCAUUUGUAACUCGACAUGUUCGUCAUCUUGGUUUAAUUGCUGGUGGAUCAGGUAUAACACCCAUGUAUCAAAUAUUAAAUGAAAUAUUAAAAGAACAAACAUCGAAUGUAUCUGAUCAACGUAAUGACAUGAAAAUUUGGCUUUUAUUUGCAAAUCAAACUGAACAAGAUAUUUUAUUACGCAGUGAAUUAGAACAAUUAGCUGCAUCAAAUUCUGAACGAUUUAAAUUAUGGUAUACUGUCGAUCGAGAAAGUGCACAAUGGAAUUAUUCAAAGGGUUUUAUUAAUGAAACAAUGUUAAAAGAACAUAUGCCACCACCAGCUGAUGAUGUUCUAAUAUGUAUAUGUGGACCACCACCAAUGAUAAAAUUUGCAUGUUUAUCAAUUUUAGAUAAGUUAGGUUAUCAACAAUAUAUGACAUUUUGUUUUUAA
Messenger RNA from Rotaria sp. Silwood1, 825 nucleotides. The record is from the annotation of a GenBank genome assembly. Lineage: Eukaryota; Metazoa; Rotifera; Eurotatoria; Philodinida; Philodinidae.